Messenger RNA from Daphnia carinata, 669 nucleotides. It is a transcript of the gene RpL12, whose product is annotated as large ribosomal subunit protein uL11-like. The record is from RefSeq and is a predicted model, not a curated record. NCBI's taxonomy places the organism in Eukaryota, Metazoa, Arthropoda, Branchiopoda, Diplostraca, Daphniidae. Gene Ontology annotation, molecular function: structural constituent of ribosome; large ribosomal subunit rRNA binding. The transcript is spliced from 6 exons. Bases 119 to 616 code for a protein of 165 amino acids. Gene Ontology annotation, biological process: translation. Gene Ontology annotation, cellular component: ribosome; cytosolic large ribosomal subunit.
CCUUUUCGAUUCCAACGUACCCGGUUCUCUCCCAUUCACUUGUCCUUAGUUGGCAAGACGUCUGUUGAGGUUUUGUUGCAUCCAUUUAUUUCGUCGGACUUGACAUCCAUCGAACAACAUGCCUCCCAAAUUCGAUCCCUCUGAGGUUAAAAUCAUCUACCUACGUGCUGUUGGUGGAGAAAUCGGUGCCACUUCAUCUUUGGCUCCUAAGAUCGGUCCAUUGGGUUUGUCCCCCAAGAAGGUUGGUGAAGAUAUUGCUAAAGGAACCCAGGAUUGGAAAGGAUUGAAGAUUACUGUCCAGCUGACAAUUCAGAAUCGUCAAGCAGCAGUCUCAGUUGUUCCCUCAGCUUCUUCCUUGGUUAUCAAGGCUUUGAAAGAGCCUCCUCGUGACCGCAAGAAGCAAAAGAACAUCAAGCACAAUGGCAACAUCACUUUUGAUGAAGUAAUUUCCAUUGCCAGGAUCAUGAGGAUAAGAUCACAAUCCCGAUACCUUCUUGGAACUGUUAAGGAAAUUUUGGGAACUUGCAUGUCCGUUGGUUGCACGAUCGAUGGGCGAACCCCCCGUGAAAUCACCGAGGCGGUCACCAAUGGAGAAUUGGAGGUUCCAGAAGAGUAGAUCCGCGUCCACUUGUCAGUAAUGAUGAGUUCAAUAAACGGAUCUUAACCGAA